UCCCGCUGGUGUCUCUGCUGAUCCGUACACGUCGGCUUCCCUUGGUUAUUUGUCAAAGUGCGACGGGGGCCGUAAAGGAAAACACUGAUGUCUUGUGGAGGCUUUACGGCUGUGUGAGCCUGUUCUCUUGUGUUCCGUUGUUUCCAAAUUGGAGCCAAUAUGGACCCGAACCGGAUUAUCCAGGCCUUAAAGGGAACAAUAGACCCCAAGAUGAGGGUGGCAGCUGAGACAGAACUGAACCAGUCAUACAAAAUCAUCAGCUUCACUCCAACACUACUACAGAUCAUUGUAUCUGAUCAGGUGGAGUUCCCUGUUCGUCAGGCAGCUGCAAUUUAUCUGAAGAACAUGGUUACUCAAUACUGGCCAGACCGUGAACCAGUGGCUGGAGAACUGGUUUUCCCAUUCAAUAUCCAUGAAAAUGAUCGUCAACAGAUCCGGGAUAACAUAGUGGAGUGUAUAAUCCGUUCUCCAGACUUAGUACGGUCUCAGCUGACCCUUUGCCUACGUGUCAUCAUAAAACACGAUUUCCCAGGUCGCUGGACAGGUGUGAUGGAUAAGAUUGGAAUGUACUUGCAGUCACAUAACACUGGAAGCUGGCUGGGAAGCCAUCUGUGCCUAUAUCAGCUUGUUAAAAAUUAUGAGUACAAGAAAGCUGAUGACAGAGCGCCACUUAUUGCUGCCAUGCAGAUCUUUCUGCCACGACUUCAGCAGCAAAUGAUACAACUGCUCCCUGAUCCAUCUCAUUACUCUGUGCUCAUGCAGAAACAAAUACUUAAAAUAAUCUACGCCCUUAUCCAGUAUGCUCUGCCACUCCAGCUGGUGAAUAACCAAAUGAUGACACAGUGGAUGGGAAUAUUUAGCACUAUCGCUGAACGAGAUGUCCCUCAGGAAACCUUUCAGGUGGAUGAAGAUGAGCGACCAGAGUUAGUGUGGUGGAAGUGUAAAAAAUGGGCACUUCACAUUAUCACGCGCAUUUUUGAACGAUAUGGAAAUCCUGGUUCAGUCACUCAAGAGUAUAUUGAGUUUUCAGAGUAUUUUUUAAAGACUUUUGCAGUUGGGAUUCUUCAGGUCCUCUUGAAAGUCUUAGAACAACAACGGCAGAAGCAGUAUGUGUCCCCUCGUGUUCUACAGCAGGCACUCAACUAUAUGAACCUGUCAGUGACACAUUCUCCUACAUGGAAGCAACUGAAGCCUCAUAUGAAGAAUAUUUCCGAAGAAGUAAUUUUCCCACUAAUGUGCUACCAAGACGAAGAUGACGACCUAUGGCAGGACGAUCCUACUGAAUACAUUCGAUUGAAGUUUGAUGUGUUCGAAGACUAUGUUUCUCCAUCUACUGCAGCUGAAAACCUUCUUUUUACCGCUUCAGAUAAAAGAAAAGAGGUGUUACCAAAGAUGAUGAACUUUUGUUAUCAAAUCCUCGCUGGGCCUUCCACAGAUCCUCGGAAGAUAGAUGGGGCUCUGCAUGCUGUUGGCUCUUUGGCAGAAAUCUUAUUAAAGAAAUCUGUAUACAAGGAUCAGAUGGAGAUGUUUAUUCAGACUUAUGUUUUCCCCGUUUUACAAUCUGACCUGGGUUAUCUUCGAGCCAGGUGCUGCUGGGUCAUUCGUUCCUUCUCUGCAUUAAAAUUUCACAAUGAAGUAAACCUGCGAAAUGCAGUGGAACUGGUCAAGAAAAGUCUCAUCGAGGACAAAGAGCUGCCAGUAAAAGUGGAAGCUGUCAUGGCCCUACAGUUGUUGGUCAGCAAUCAGCCUUCAGCUAAAGAAUUUAUGAAGCCAUACAUUCGACCCAUCAUGCAAGAACUACUCCAGUUAGUCCGACAAACGGAGAAUGAUGACCUGAACAAUGUAGUCCAAAAAAUGGUUUGUGAAUACAGCCAGGAAGUGACUCCUUUUGCAUUGGACUUGACACGGCAUUUGGCUGACAUAUUUAUCAGGGUCAUACAAAGAGAAGAAUAUGAAGAGGUGGAAGACAAGACUGUAGUGGCUAUGGGCAUCUUACAAACGCUUGAUAUUGUGUUUACGGUUUUAGACAAUUCCAACGAGGUCAAGCAGCAGUUAGAAACAAUAUGUUUACAGAUCAUUGGCCUUGUUUUGCAGAAACAUAUAUUAGAGUUUUACGAAGAAAUCCUAUCUUUGGCGUUCAGUCUGACCAGCAGUAGCAUCUCCCAGCAGAUGUGGCAGCUCCUGGGCCUGUUGUAUGAAGUAUUCCAGAGGGACUGCUAUGUAUAUUUUACAGAUAUGAUGCCACUUCUUCACAAUUACAUCACCUUAGAUACAGAGAGUUUGCUCUCCAACCCCAAGCACCUGGAAAUUAUUUACACCAUGUGUAAAAAGAUGCUCACAGGGGGUGCCGGAGAAGAUGCAGAAUGUCAUGCAGCCAAACUACUAGAGAUCAUAGUUCUGCAAUGUAAAGGCCGCGGAAUUGAUCAGUGUAUACCACUCUUUGUCGAAACAGUACUGGAGAGAUUAACAAGAGAUGUUAAGACUGUUGACCUGCGCACAAUGUGUCUGCAGGUGGUGAUUGCAUCUCUGUAUUAUAACCCGGACUUACUCAUGCACACCCUGGAACAAAUCCACCUCCCCCACAGCACAGAAUCGAUCACUGCACAGUUUAUCAAUCAAUGGGUGAAUGAUACGGACUGCUUCUUGGGGCUGCAUGACCGGAAGAUAUGUAUAAUAGGACUUAGCAUCCUGAUGCAACUUCCAAACAGACCCCCGUCAGUCCCUGCUGUGGCCCCACUAAUUAUACCUUCAAUUCUCCUCCUUUUCCUUGGCUUGAAGAAGGUGUAUGCUGUCCGAGAAAGACCUUACAAGUUUUGUUCACGCAGCUUAAAGGCGAAAACAGAGGAAAGCGAGGAGAUUCCAACUGACGAGGAAGAAAAUAGCAAUGUAGGUCAAGCUAUGCAGGAAAGUAUAGAUGAAGAUGAGGAAGAGGAUGAUUGGGAUGAAGACAUUCUGGAGGAGACUGCAUUAGAAGGAUUCUUUACACCUUUAGAUUGUGAAAGUUCCGUGGAUGAAUAUCAGUUCUUCACAGAAGCUUUGCUCAGUGUGCAAAGCAGAGAGAUUGCCUGGUAUCAUACCCUGACAGCUUCACUCAGCAAUGACCAGAAAAAACAGCUGCAGGAGAUCUACAAUCUGUCAGAGCAGAGGAAAUGUGCUGCAGCUGCACGAAAAAUGGAGAAGCAGAAACAACAUGCCGAAGAAACCUUUUGUGGAUCACAAAAUAAAUGAAUGUUCUGAGAUCUGGUGUUUCCAUGCAUUGCCACUUUUUACGGAUAGAGUUCUUGCACACAAAGGAAUGAUUACAAGUGAUCUUUAUAGACUUCUGCAACUCGUCCAACCCAUGGCAAUAGACUUCUAAAGAGAAACAGGAGUUUCACAUUUUCGACAUAGAUGUGAUUCUUGGAUUUUAGAUGUGUUAUCUGGGUAACUGUGCCUAUGACUCUGAACUGGCUGCUGGAAGAUAUGAACUAUAUAAAUUAUGUCUUUGGACUUCACUGGAUUAUAUAUAUAUAUAUAUAUACAUAUUUUUUUUUCUUAUUUAGGCACUUUUACUUGGUGUUCUGUUCCUUGUUUUUUGUACCAACUUGGAUAGUGAAGGUCUAUAGAUGGACUUCUCACCUGGUUGGCAGUAAGAGGAACUAAAUUGUUUUGUACAGAACUCAAUUCAAUUUUCAAUUAAUUAUCUAGUCUUUGUCAGCAUUUUCAUUUUUUUACCUAAAUCGUUUAUUUAAUUGCUGCACAUAGACAAGUAAAUUGUUAAGCAUUCUG
This is a messenger RNA of Pelobates fuscus (common spadefoot toad), 3768 nucleotides long. RefSeq names its product importin 8 (gene IPO8). The transcript has 25 exons. Gene Ontology annotation, cellular component: nuclear envelope; cytosol. Gene Ontology annotation, molecular function: small GTPase binding. The coding region runs from base 160 to 3228 and encodes 1022 amino acids. Gene Ontology annotation, biological process: protein import into nucleus. The record is from RefSeq and is a predicted model, not a curated record. NCBI's taxonomy places the organism in Eukaryota, Metazoa, Chordata, Amphibia, Anura, Pelobatidae.